GUACGUCCAGAGCCUGCUGGACAUCAUGGAGUUCCUCGACAGGGACCCCGAGGACCAGGCCACCCUGGGACAGUUCACGGACGCCCUGGUCACCAUCCGCAACCGGCACAACGACGUGGUGCCCACCAUGGCGCAGGGGGUCAUCGAGUACAAGGAGGCGUACGGGGACGACCCCGUCUCCAACCAGAACAUCCAGUACUUCCUCGACCGCUUCUACCUGAGCCGCAUCUCCAUCCGCAUGCUCAUCAACCAGCACA
Leptosomus discolor (cuckoo roller) is the source of this 257-nucleotide messenger RNA. The record is from RefSeq and is a predicted model, not a curated record. Lineage: Eukaryota; Metazoa; Chordata; Aves; Leptosomiformes; Leptosomidae.